Molecule: messenger RNA, 1592 nt
Organism: Panicum hallii
Lineage: Eukaryota; Viridiplantae; Streptophyta; Magnoliopsida; Poales; Poaceae
Exons: 10
Coding region: 1-765 (254 amino acids)
Source: RefSeq, a predicted model, not a curated record
AUGGUGAGGACGACGAGGCUGGAGAGGCAGACGGGCGCCUUCUUCGACGCCGCGCACUUCCGCCGCCUGCUGGGUGCCCAACGCUGGGCCGAUGCCUCGUCCUACGCGCUCGGCUUCGUCACUGCCGGGCACUGCAGCCGCGAGGCCGACACGCUCAUCGUCCGCGUCAUGGCCGACCUAGCCGCUGGUCGGGUCCGCGCCGUUGAUGCUCUUUUCCAGCGCCUCUACGCCUCCCUCGACGCCCACCCGGACGGUCACCACCUCCGCAGGAUCCUGCUCUCCAUGCGUUCCGACCGAGCCAGGGCCUCCAGGCUCUAUCAUCGCAUCAGGCCCAUGGCAAUGGUGGUCAUUUUAAACUUGGCUGCCAAGUGUCCUGAACUCAAAGCCAAGGCACAGUUACCACGAUGCACCGCCGAUCCUGCUUACAUCAUGUCGCUUGAUCCAGGUACCAACUAUGUAUCUCGAAGGUCGCGGGGAUACAAGGUGCAUAACAAGAAUAAAGUUGGUCACAUUCCAGCAGAUGUCCUCGCCCGUUCCUUCAUGCUGAAGAGGCCUCCUUCGGUCAGUCACGACAUGAACUAUCCAGGUGCUCCAAGUGCUCCAGUCUUGGAAGCUAUGCUGGCUACAUCACCUAGACCUACUAAAAUGGCUUCAAUGUCAUCCGCUGCUAACGCAGCUUGGAGAAGCUGCAGGAGUUGCUUCAUUUACUUCCGGACUGCUUCCGAAUGCGAAAGGCACAGCGAACGCCCAGGCCGUUGGAAAUAACUCCUCUUGCGUACCGCUCUUUCGACUUCUGAGCUCGUACCAUGUUCAAUUACUCCUGUUUGAACGAGAGGGGUCACUCUAGUAGUUUUAAGAUGCAACAUUAUUCAUACUUGCCGUGUCCAAUCACGCCGCCUUACUGUCCUCUUGACAUUCUUUUUGACUUCCUUUACAUGACUAUCUUCCACAUUGUGCUAGUUUGCGGGGCUCUUGGAGGCAUAAAAAAAAGAGAGUGGACAGGAAUCCAGCGCAUGAACUCGCACUUUUCCUCCUAAAGAAGAGGCUUCCCUCCUGUCAGGAGACAAGGCACUCCAAUGACGUAGACUUCAUGGUUGCCACCCUCCUUAUUAGUACCGGAAAUGAUCAGCAACGUUAUACAACAGAAUGUAUCAAAAAACCACGAACAACUGGAGAUGUUGAGGAGCCUGCGGAGAACUCCCCGAGUUUUGGCAUCAGCUGAAGGUGGGGCGGUAGCGUCGCCGCUUCUACUGAGCAGCCUGAGGCCUUGGAGUUUUGAUCGAGAUGCUAUAUCUGAGAACAACACAUGAAUGCAUGAUGGAACAAUGAAGCUCUUAGAUUAGGUUCAAUGCGCUUAGUAUCCUGAAAACGUUUACAUGUUUGACCUGAUUCAGCAAUAAAUAUUGUCGAUUACGUCUCGUUCUAGUAUUGCUUAGGGGUGCUGAGGCGCAAUGUGGACAUUGCUCAGGGGUACUGAUGCUGUAGAUUAGUUUGUAACCUCCUCCUUCAUGAAAUACGUGCAUUGCACGUUCUAGAGAAAAAAAUACAUUAAGGGCAUGGAUUAUAUAUACGUAUAUUCUACAUUUCUAUUA